Molecule: messenger RNA, 789 nt
Organism: Epinephelus fuscoguttatus (brown-marbled grouper)
Lineage: Eukaryota; Metazoa; Chordata; Actinopteri; Perciformes; Serranidae
Gene: sts
Product: steroid sulfatase (microsomal), isozyme S
Exons: 5
Molecular function (GO): arylsulfatase activity
Source: RefSeq, a predicted model, not a curated record
AUGGACUCCAACAUACAUGGGUUACACACAAAGUACUGGCUCAUGAUUACAUUGGACAUGAAUGAAUUUGGUUGUAUUACUUUCGAACAGUGCUCAAGGAUGCCAGAUUGCAUAGCUGGUAAUGGCAGACCUACUGUCUUCUUAUUUAAUGCAGCAACUGGAGGUCUUCCCAGCCAAGAGGUUACCUUUGCUUAGAUUGCCAAACAACAGGGCUGUAAGACGGCUCUUAUUACAGGGAAGUCCACAAAUUGGGAGGAAGGGAUUUGGGUCCUGGGACCUCUGAGUCAGCCAGGGAACAUCCCCAGCGGCAAACGGGUAGACAAACCCACCGGCAACAUGGACUUGUUUACUACAGUGGUGCAGCUGAGCGAAGCUUCAGUCCCAGAGGAGUGGGAGAUGGAUGGUCAUGACCGAGUGGCCCACUUGAACGCAGUCAGACAGCAUUCCCAAAACAGUAGCUCAGCGUGGAAAGCUUUUAACUUCACACCAAACUCCAACCCAGACCACCAGACAGCCUGUGUCCACACACAUAUCUGCUUCUGCAUGCAGGACCAUGUUCCUCUGCUGCUCUUUGAUCCCUUGAGGGACCCAUCAGAGACCAUGCCGCUCAUUCCUGAAACCGAGUCAGCCUUCUUGGCUGUGAUGGAGGAGGCCACUGAGACGCAUCAGAGGUUGGUGAGGCCUGCAGAGAGCCAGAAAUGGUCAGGGAGCAUGAUGUGGAAACCCUGGUUGCAGCCCCGUUGCUCCACACUCAAACAGCUCUGUCAGUGCCAGCAGGAGCAAUUGUGA